This is a messenger RNA of Indicator indicator, 441 nucleotides long. RefSeq names its product BAALC binder of MAP3K1 and KLF4 (gene BAALC). The record is from RefSeq and is a predicted model, not a curated record. Gene Ontology annotation, cellular component: cytoplasm. The transcript has 3 exons. The coding region runs from base 1 to 441 and encodes 146 amino acids. Lineage: Eukaryota; Metazoa; Chordata; Aves; Piciformes; Indicatoridae.
AUGGGCUGCGGAGGCAGCAGGGCGGACGCGAUCGAGCCCCGCUACUACGAGAGCUGGACGAGGGAGACCGAAUCCACCUGGCUGACCAACACGGACUCCGAGGGCCCGCCGCAGGAGGGCGGCAGCGGCGAGGCCGGCGGCCGGGAGCAGGGCGCCCCGCGGCACGGUCUUCUGGAGGAUGGGAAGUCAGCCCAGACAGGUGUAGCUACAGCAUCAGCCACAGCUGGAGCUCUGAACAUUGAGAAGAAGAGCAACUGUGGCCCUCAGUGUGCAAACCCUGUGGUCCAUGGCACAGGAGCUAUGACACAGAGGCAGAACGGCUUCAGGACGGCCGAGAGCAAAUGGGACACCCAGAAGAUGUCCACGAAAGAAGUCACCAUUAAUGUCACAAAAAGCAUCAGACAAAGUGACAGGAGGAAAACCAAGAAUUGUGUCAAUUAA